Cylicocyclus nassatus is the source of this 503-nucleotide messenger RNA. Lineage: Eukaryota; Metazoa; Nematoda; Chromadorea; Rhabditida; Strongylidae. The record is from the annotation of a GenBank genome assembly.
AUGAGCUUUGAGUUUAUCAACGCUAUUUGUGACCUGAUAGCCUUGUUUUUUGUGUUUCAACUUCGAUAUGUAGACGUACAGAUUAUUCGCGGUGCAGGACAUCACGUCUAUGCUGAUUCUCCAACUUCUUUCAAUGAAGUUGUCCACACGAUCGUUAAUGAACAGGAAAAACUCAGUCAGAGUAAUGAGCACUCCGAAGCGCAAUCUGCAGAAGAGGCAGCAUCUUAAUUGUGCAUUUCAUUUCUAUUAGAAAGUUCCUAUUAUUUUCGAACUCUAAAAUUUUCGUCGUCUCAGGGUAGCAUCCUACGCUAUAUCUAGCUUGUUCAAUGUUUACGAUUUGUAUUCAAGAUCCGAUUUUUGCCUAGGUAUGCCACUACUGUACCAUCGUACGAUUGUUCUUCUGCGAUUAUAAGAACCCCCAAGCGUUUUUCUGCUUGAUUUUCACGUCUUUCCUGAACAGUCAUCAUUACAGACCCAAGAAGGGAAGUACAUGGAUAGAGCUC